This is a messenger RNA of Saxophila tyrrhenica, 1707 nucleotides long. RefSeq names its product amino acid transporter (gene DIP5). Bases 1 to 1707 code for a protein of 568 amino acids. The transcript has 4 exons. Gene Ontology annotation, cellular component: membrane. Lineage: Eukaryota; Fungi; Ascomycota; Dothideomycetes; Mycosphaerellales; Extremaceae. Gene Ontology annotation, biological process: amino acid transmembrane transport. The record is from RefSeq and is a predicted model, not a curated record. Gene Ontology annotation, molecular function: amino acid transmembrane transporter activity.
AUGGCUCACUACCACUCCUAUGGAUCGGACGAGCACUCGCCGAUUGACGAGGCACAGAAAGAACCCUACUACGACGAGAACAUCAUCCAUAACCCCAACCAGCUGUCGGAUCCGAAAGAUGCACACCACAGCUUGCAUCGUGGGCUCAACGCCCGUCAAGUCACCAUGAUAGCCAUCGGUGGUGCUCUUGGGACGGGAUUGAUCAUUGGGACUGGCAAUGCGUUGGCCAACUCUGGACCUGCGUCUAUAAUGAUCAGCUACUCCGUGGUAGGACUGCUCUGCUACGUUGUCAUGUGCUCGCUUGGAGAGAUGGCGACGUGGUUACCGGCUGCGGGAGGGUUUGCUGCAUAUGCGACUCGAUUCGUUGACCCAGCGCUGGGUUUCUCUCUUGGAUAUACCUACUGGUUCAAGUACAUUAUCGUUACUCCCAAUCAACUCACAGCCGCCGCCCUAGUGAUCCAGUACUGGUGCCCGCCCGAACAAGUCAAUCCAGGCGUCUUCAUCGCCGUCUUCUUGGUCACCAUUGUACUCAUAAACUACCUGGGCAUCCGCUUCUUCGGCGAGAUCGAGUUCUGGUUGUCGUCGAUCAAGGUGCUCGUCAUGCUGGGCCUCAUCAUAUUAUCUAUUAUCAUUGCCGCCGGAGGCGUCCCUGGAAGCCCGGCCACUGGAUUCAAGUACUACAACAAUCCCGGCGCUUUCAACGAAUACAUCGGCACGGGAAGUGUAGGACGCUUCACUGCUUUCUGGUACAGCUUCACCAACGCCGUCUUCGCCUACCUAGGCACGGAGUUGGUCGGUGUCACAGUCGGAGAGGCCGAAAACCCUCGUCGAAACGUCCCGCGAGCCAUCAAGUUGACCUUCUGGCGAAUCCUUUUGUUCUACAUCUGCUCCGUCUUCCUACUCUGCAUGAUCGUGCCAUACGACAGCAAGCUGUUGGCCUUUGCAACCGACGCAUCCACUUCAGCGGCGGCCUCCCCAUUCGUCGUGGCGAUCAAGCUCGCCGGCAUUGAGACUCUUCCGGGUUUCCUGAACGGCUGCAUCCUCAUCUUCGUCUUCAGCGCCGCCAACAGCGAUCUCUACAUCGCCUCUCGAACGAUCCACGGUCUCGCCCUCAAACGCCAGGCUCCACGCUUCCUUGCCAUCACAGACAAACGCGGCGUCCCAUACUACGGUCUCGGCUUCUCAGCUCUUAUCGCCUGCAUAGCGUUCUUGAACGUCGCAGGAGACUCCGCAGACGUCUUCAAGUACUUCGUCAACCUGGUCUCGAUUUUCGGCUUGCUAACCUGGAUCUCCAUCUUGGUCUCGCACGCGUACUUCGUCAAAGCUCGCAGGGCGCAGAACAUACCCGAUCACUCAUUGCGGUACAAGUCACCGUUCGGUCUCUGGGGAACGUACAUUGCGCUAGCGUUUUGCUGCUUGAUUGCUUUGACGAAGAACUUUGCCGUCUUUACCCAUAGCGAUGACUAUGGUAACUUUGACUACAAGAAUUUCAUCACUGGCUACCUUGGCAUCCCGCUAUAUUUGAUUAUGAUCUUCGGCUACAAGCUCGUGAAGAAGACGAAGGGCUGGAAGCCACAUGAGGCCGAUCUGUUCUCGGGCAAGGAGAUCAUUGAUGCGGACGAACAAAUGUGGUUGGAGAAGGAGAGGGAAGAGAAAGCCAGUGGAGCGAACUACUGGUACCGACACACGGUCGGAUAUCUGUUCUAG